AUGUCAAUGAGCAAAACAAACUGUGGAUACUCGACCAUCACCUCAGAGCAAUACGGUGAUACCGUCUUACCUCUCGCUCCAUCGGCCGGUCUCCGAAGAGAAUCUCUCAUUAGGGAUAGAAGCCCGUACCACACUUUAGUCCCCGGUGCAUACCUAGUUGGGCCACGCGAAUGCCAGGCCAAUACGAAAUUCGUCGCCGAGAAAGGUCUAGCCAAGGGGAGAUUCUCCACCUUGGAAAAGGGAUCCAGUUAA
This is a messenger RNA of Pyricularia pennisetigena, 252 nucleotides long. RefSeq lists its product as uncharacterized. NCBI's taxonomy places the organism in Eukaryota, Fungi, Ascomycota, Sordariomycetes, Magnaporthales, Pyriculariaceae. The record is from RefSeq and is a predicted model, not a curated record. The transcript has 2 exons. Bases 1 to 252 code for a protein of 83 amino acids.